AUGGCAGCGGUAAUUGGUGCACUUGUGCCUGUGAUUGUGAAGCUCUCCUUACUACUUCUAUGCCUCAACAUUAACUCUUCUCUCAUUCAAGCAAGAAAAUGGGAAUCAUGGAAAGAUAAAUACCCCUUCAUAAAACCAUCAAGUUCAUUCUCAUCGUCAUCACCAUCAAAUGCUUGGAGCAGUAGUGGGAGCAACGAGGCAUAUGAUUAUGACUACAUAAUAGUUGGAGGAGGCACAGCUGGCUGUCCUUUAGCAGCAACUUUAUCACAGAAAUUCAGUGUGUUGUUGCUUGAAAGAGGAGGAGUUCCAUUUGACAAUGCAAAUGUGACCUUAAUGCAAAAUUUUCAUAUAUCUUUGGCUGACACUUCUCCAACUUCUGCUUCACAAAUUUUUGUGUCAACUGAUGGAGUGUUUAAUGUAAGAGCUAAAGUCUUGGGCGGAGGCACUAGCAUUAAUGCUGGUUUCUACAGUCGUGCUAGCGAAAGCUAUAUCAAGAAAGUAGGUUGGGAUUCUAAACUGGUGAGUGAAUCAUUCCCCUGGAUUGAGAAGCAAAUUGUUCAUAGACCAAUCUUAGCACCAUGGCAAAAAGCAGUACGCGAUGGUCUUCUAGAAGUUGGUAUAUCACCUUUUAAUGGAUUCACAUAUGAUCACAUAUAUGGAACCAAGUCUGGAGGAACUAUUUUCGACAGAUUUGGUCGUCGUAAGACUGCAGCUGAACUGCUCACCUCAGGCAACCCUGAGAAGCUUCAUGUCUUGGUGCACGCGACAGUUCAAAAGAUUGAGUUUGACACAUCAGGAAAGAAGCCAAGAGCAGUAGCAGUCGUCUUCGAAGACGAAAAGGGGAACCAACACAAGGCAUUUCUUUCAAAGACAAAGGGAAGUGAAAUUAUAGUGUCAUCUGGUGCAAUUGGAAGUCCUCAAAUUCUGUUGCUCAGCGGAAUAGGACCAAAGGCUGAAUUGGAAAAAUUGAACAUAUCAGUGGUGCUUGACAAUAAAUUCGUCGGUAAAGGCAUGUCAGAUAACCCCUUAAAUACCAUAUUUGUUCCCACAAAUAGGCCUGUUCAGCAAUCCCUGAUCCAGACUGUAGGAAUUACCAAGAUGGGGGUCUAUAUUGAAGCUAGCAGUGGAUAUGGAGAAUCUGAAGAAAGCAUUCAGUGCGAUCAUGGUAUCGCCUCAGCUGAGAUAGGACAACUCUCCGCAAUUCCUCCAAAGCAGAGAACACACGAAGCAAUUGAAGCGCACAAAAGAAACAAGAAAAAUGUUCCACGAGAAGUAUUCAGGGGAGGUUUCAUAUUAGAAAAGAUAGCAACACCUUUAUCAACAGGGCAUCUUAGCCUGAAGAGCAAUAAGAUUGAUGACAGUCCGUCUGUCACCUUCAACUACUUUAGCCAUCCACGCGACCUGAUGCAAUGUGUAGAUGGGAUACGCAUUGUGGAGAAGAUUGUGAAAUCAAAACAUUUCACUAACUUCGCCCAGUGCGAUAAGGAGACACUUGACAAGUUGCUAAACAUGAGUGUCCAAGCUAAUAUUAAUCUUAUACCGAAACAUACUAAUGAUACGGAAUCACUUGAACA
This is a messenger RNA of Capsicum annuum, 1574 nucleotides long. Its product is annotated as protein HOTHEAD-like. Gene Ontology annotation, molecular function: oxidoreductase activity, acting on CH-OH group of donors; flavin adenine dinucleotide binding. Lineage: Eukaryota; Viridiplantae; Streptophyta; Magnoliopsida; Solanales; Solanaceae. The transcript has 5 exons. The record is from RefSeq and is a predicted model, not a curated record. The annotation marks the transcript as partial.